AAUUCUAGAUGCCACCGAGAAAAAUGAAUUGUUGGACCAUACCGAUUUCGACUUGGAUGACUUGUUCCCAGAGUAUAACUUAAGCAUCGGGGACGCCGCUAAACUGCUUCUACCGAUGCUGAAAAAUCAUACUGAAGAAAUACUGGAUACAGAUUACAUCGACAUCCCUGACGAAAAUGUCACUGAAAUGGAUAAAGGAGACAUUGAUAAGAUAUUAGAUUUUAGCAAUUUAGACGCGAAUCCAAAAGGAAUACCCGCAGCGCGUGAAGUUUAUGAUCUACUUGAAAGGCAGUCGGUGCGUGUUGUCAAAAGACAAAUCAUAAACACGACGAGAACUUUACGCAAUCAAAUACUGUUAAAUAAUUCUAAACGUUCAAUACAAGAUCUCACAGAUAAUGUACUCCAUCCACUUUUAGCAUUUAUCAACACAAAGCGCAAUGAACUUCAAGAAUUAGAAAACAUGAGAGACUAUUUGCAAGAAUAUAUUCGUAUGUACAUAAGAAACGAAACGUUUUUAAAAAUUAAUAAAACUCUACUAGAAAACUUGACAAAGGCUUAUGUAGCUUUUUACAAAAUGGAGAUUUUACCAGAAAUUCAAAAGACUUCGGCUCAAAAUAAACUUUUAAGUUUGAAUGAUUACGAAUCUAAAUUAGAGAGAGACAUCUACGAAGUAAUCAGCGAUAUUAUUGGUAUACAAGAACAAUCCAAUUACAAAGAUCUACCUGAAAACUUAAACAUAUUAAUUCAAGCUAUGAAAUAUUAUAUUCAUAAACAAGGAAAAGUGCAUGUCAUGAAAGAAUUUCACAAAAUCACUGAAAACAAUAUGAAUAUGUACAAGAAAUUUAUUGAGGAAAAUUCAAAUGAAUUUGCUGUGUCUUCAGCUCCUAGUGUAAUUAAACAAGUACUCAUCGUGAUAGAUAAGGAAAUGCCUCGUUCCAAUGCUUUAGCACCAUUGUCUACAGGAGCCAAGAAAAUACUGAAUCGUUUAGUAAAUUACGAUUUUGUAGAAAAAUACAAUUUAAAAAAUCGAAGCAUCCCAAAGCCACAAUACAAUAUGGCAAAUGACUUAAAAGAUGUUGGAAUCAAAUGGUAUAAGAUGACGAGAGGCAUUGCAUCCAGUCGCCUCUCUGAUCGUCUUUACAGCAUGAAGUUGCUACAUUUAGAAAUAUCCAAAGAUAUCGCCAAAAUUAAUGAUGCUUUAACUUUUAUACAGAACUCACAGACAAGACGUUUUAUGUUAUUCGAUAAAGACAACAGCGAACGCUAUGCCUCAAGAAUCGGAGAGGAUAUAAAAAUCGUAUAUGUUAAGCUGCAAGAAAUUUUAAAACAACAAAAUGAGGUCAAUGUCAAAAAGUUUGUGCCGGUAGCUGUAACAACACGAAAACCAAAAUCUAAAAAGAAAUCUUUCUUACAACAAGUAAAAAAAAUACUAAAACAAUCGAAGAAAGACUUCAGUAAUGUUUUCAAAAAUAAUUUCAAAGACGAUUUGUCAAAACAAAUUCAAGAUAUUAAAUGGCAAAAGGAAACAAAAGGGAUAUUAAACAGAAUCAAAAGAUCAAACACUGCUUUCAAUAAAGCAAUAAGGCGGAUGAAAAAUAUAAUACCUAAUUAUUUAAAAAGAAAAUUUAAUGGGGCUAAAAACUUAAAAACUGUCACGAAAAAACUGUAACUGUUAUAAAGUUUGACUCUUAUAUUAUUAAGAGACAAACGAGCACUGCUAUCCGAAACAUCAGAGGAAAAUUAGAAUUACUAAAAUUAGACUUUAACUUCGAAAAUAAAAAAAUAUAUAUAUAUU
Molecule: messenger RNA, 1795 nt
Organism: Papilio xuthus (Asian swallowtail)
Lineage: Eukaryota; Metazoa; Arthropoda; Insecta; Lepidoptera; Papilionidae
Exons: 2
Coding region: 116-1669 (517 amino acids)
Source: RefSeq, a predicted model, not a curated record